CUGUUAUACAUGAAUCACUGAACUUAUUAAACUUCUAUUAGUGUCUCUUGCACCAUGCAAAAAUUUGCUUUGAAUACAACCAUGAAUAGGAAAAAAUAUGUGAAUGUUAAGGAUUCUCAAAAGUGGGGAAUUAGAUGAUGAGUAGAAAAAGUGGAGACACAAGGGGUUAAAACAUUGAUGGAAGAAAACCUAGUUAGCGUCAUUUGCUAUGCUCUAGUUAUUAACUCCUCUACUAUAUUGCAACACCUCAUGGCACAGAGAAAAUUAUGUUUCCAGGUCCCCAAAAAAGUUUUCAUAAAAUGGAAUCAGUCACUAUAUUUUAUGGGCCUGGUUCAAUUCCCUUCUCUUCUAGGACUUGUGUUUUGAAUGUCUCCACUCUUUCAGGUGAAGCUGAUCAGGGAAAACAUGGAGACCCACAAUGAGACACUAAGCACAGACUUCAUUCUCCUGAGCCGGUUUCCUGGAAUGAGAUAUGUCAGUGCCCUUGUCUCCAUGAUCCUUUUGAUCUACACCAUUGCCAUCACAGGAAAUGCCACCCUGAUCCUCCUCAUCUGGGUAUAUCCCCACCUCCACACCUCCAUGUACUUUCUGCUUAGCCACCUCUCCCUCAUUGACCUGGCUUUCAUCUCCAGCACCGUCCCCAAAAUGGCAGUCAACUUUUUCUCAGGCAAGAGGAAAUUCUCCCUGGUUGGCUGCAGAACCCAGAUCUUCUUCACCUUGUCCCUGGGAAUUGCUGAGUGCCUCCUUCUCACCCUCAUGGCUUUUGACCACGAUGUGGCCAUCUGUCACCCUCUGAAAUACCCAACCAUCUUAAGCUACCAGUUCUCCCUGAAGAUGGUCCUUGGGUCUUUGGUGGGAGGGGCUUUGGCAUCCUUAGUCCACACAGCCUGCACCAUGCACUUCCCUCCCUGUGGCCCCUGGGUGCUCUACCACUUCUGUGAGGUCAAGACCAUCUUGAAGCUAUCUUGUGAAGACAUCUCUGCCUAUGUUAAAAGGGUAGUGGUGACUGGUGUUAUUGUGGUUUUUGUCCCCAUAAGCCUCAUUCUGACCUCCUACACUCAUGUUCUGCAAAUGAGCUCUCCUGAAGGGAGAAACAAAGCUCUGGCCACCUGUUCCUCCCAUUUGACAGUGGUCACCUUCCAUUAUGGUCCAGCCAUGUUAGUAUACAUGAGGCAUGGAUCUUCUGACAUGACAAUCCUGAACCAGGCACUGUUUCUCUUUGACACCAUCCUCACCCCCAUGCUGAACUCACUCAUCUACAGCCUGAGGAACAAGGAGGUGUUGGGCAUCCUGAGGAAGGUGCUGGGGAGGUGCUCCAUUUUAAAGGAGGUCACUCUGUUUCACUGAGUGGACAUGAAGUUCCACAGUUAAAGUAUCACUGGGAGACUGCAGGGUCUGAGGAAAUCAACUGAGGCCCUCUGUCCCUGUUUUCCCAUCUGUAAAUGUUGAACAACACCCUGCCUCCUGACAAUGCCAGUUUUAAAUAACUGCAUCCAUGAACACUAAAUCACAACUGAUUAUCAGUGUGGAAAUAAGUGUCUGCCUAAUCCCCAGAGCUCACUUCAUGUGUGUCUCCUGCAAUGGAAAUAAUCAGGUCUCCCCUCUUUUAGAUGUAGCAAGAAAAUGUAUCAAAAAGAAUGGUUUGGAAGAAA
Messenger RNA from Choloepus didactylus (southern two-toed sloth), 1652 nucleotides. Its product is annotated as olfactory receptor 2M4-like. Gene Ontology annotation, cellular component: membrane. Gene Ontology annotation, biological process: G protein-coupled receptor signaling pathway. Lineage: Eukaryota; Metazoa; Chordata; Mammalia; Pilosa; Megalonychidae. Gene Ontology annotation, molecular function: olfactory receptor activity; G protein-coupled receptor activity. The record is from RefSeq and is a predicted model, not a curated record.